Messenger RNA from Cynara cardunculus var. scolymus (artichoke), 623 nucleotides. Its product is annotated as nuclear transport factor 2B-like. The record is from RefSeq and is a predicted model, not a curated record. The coding region runs from base 53 to 424 and encodes 123 amino acids. Lineage: Eukaryota; Viridiplantae; Streptophyta; Magnoliopsida; Asterales; Asteraceae. Gene Ontology annotation, cellular component: nuclear pore central transport channel. Gene Ontology annotation, biological process: nucleocytoplasmic transport. The transcript is spliced from 2 exons.
ACAAAACCCUUCUCUCCCGAUUCAAAGGUGCAGGCGGCGGCAAGCGGCGGAGAUGGAUCCAGAUGCGGUAGCUAAGGCGUUCGUGGAACACUAUUACUCAACCUUCGAUGCUAAUCGGACCGGCUUGUCCAAUCUAUACCAGGAAUCCUCGAUGUUGACAUUUGAAGGCCAGAAGAUACAGGGAUCUCCGAACAUCGUAGCGAAGUUGACAUCACUCCCUUUCCAACAGUGCAAGCACAGCAUCACCACGGUGGAUUGUCAGCCAUCUGGUCCCGCCGGAGGCAUGCUUGUCUUCGUCUCCGGUAACCUCCAACUCGUCGGCGAACAACAUGCUCUUAAGUUCAGCCAGAUGUUCCAUCUAAUGCCCACACCACAGUCAAGUUUUUACGUUCUCAAUGACAUAUUUCGGUUGAAUUAUGCUUGAAGCCGUCGUUCAGGGAAGGAAGCUGGUUAUGAAUGUUGAAUUUUGUUUUUCUUUCCAUUUUUGGUAUUUUGUGAAAACUAAGAACUGCAGUUGAGGGGGUAUUGGAAGAAGGAAAUACUUGAUGCUUAUUGCGAAUUGUGUCUUCUCAAUCUCUAUGUCUUGGACAAUUAAUUGGUUUAUGGUCGGAUUGAAAGGAUCA